Boleophthalmus pectinirostris (great blue-spotted mudskipper) is the source of this 2022-nucleotide messenger RNA. RefSeq names its product ribose 5-phosphate isomerase A (ribose 5-phosphate epimerase) (gene rpia). The transcript has 9 exons. The coding region runs from base 138 to 953 and encodes 271 amino acids. Gene Ontology annotation, molecular function: ribose-5-phosphate isomerase activity. Gene Ontology annotation, cellular component: intracellular membrane-bounded organelle. The record is from RefSeq and is a predicted model, not a curated record. Lineage: Eukaryota; Metazoa; Chordata; Actinopteri; Gobiiformes; Gobiidae. Gene Ontology annotation, biological process: pentose-phosphate shunt, non-oxidative branch; D-ribose metabolic process.
CAGACGGGAGAUGACACACGUGGACGUGCGUAGCGCAGCAGGGGCGGACUUUGCUCCGUCUACAGCCGCUCUUCAGGCUUCUCUGGGCGGAUAGGGCUGAUCCCACCCGCGGUCCUGUGGUGUCCCUGGGCCGGGUCAUGAGUUUUGGGGGGUGGAUCUCUCGCGCUAAAGUCCUCGCUGGUUUCCUGUCCGCCUCAGCCUCCGUAAAACACGCGUGUCUCCAGCCCCACAGAGCCGCUAGCAUCAUGGCAGAGGAGGCGAAGAAACUGGCCGCGUACGCUGCUGUGGAUAACCAUGUACAGAAUAACCAGGUGGUGGGAGUAGGCAGUGGCUCCACCAUCGUCUAUGCUGUGGACAGACUGGCGGACAGAGUGCGUCAGGAGAAGCUCAACAUCAUCUGUGUCCCCACUUCAUUCCAGGCUCGUCAAUUGAUUUUGCAGCAUGGCCUCACUCUGUCAGAUCUGGACCGGCAUCCAGAGCUCGAUGUGGCGAUUGACGGGGCAGACGAAGUGGACUCUGAUCUCACACUGAUCAAAGGUGGAGGCGGCUGUUUGACUCAGGAGAAGAUUGUGGCUGGUGCUGCAAAACGUUUUGUGGUUAUUGCUGACUUCAGAAAGGACUCCAAAGCUCUGGGAGAGCAGUGGAAGAAGGGUGUUCCCAUUGAGGUCAUCCCCAUGGCGUACGUCCCUGUCUCCAGGACUAUAACCCGGAGAUUUGGGGGUGAGGUCAACCUGCGUAUGGCUGUCAGCAAAGCAGGUCCAGUUGUGACAGACAACAGUAACUUCAUCUUGGACUGGAAAUUUGAACAGGCUCAAAACUGGAAAGAGGUCAACACGGCCAUCAAAAUGAUUCCAGGAGUUGUGGACACUGGGCUGUUCGUGGGCAUGGCUGAGCGGGCGUACUUUGGGAUGGAGGAUGGCAGUGUUAAGAUGCGAGAUGCUGUGAUGCACUGAGUGGUUUGCCUGAGUAAUUUCUUUCUUCAGAGACCUCUUCUUCCUCAAGUGACCUUCCCUGAUUUAAAUCCCAAAACAUGUCCAGGCAAACUCCACACGUUAGCGAAUAACUGGACAAAACAACAACUGAUUUUGGAAGUGCCUGAGAAUUCAAAUCAAGCCUUUUUUUUGGUCAAACUACAGAAACUGUUCUUGCUUCGAAGGAAUACAGCCGCACUGUCUGAAGACCUGUGGUAUGCCUUAAAUCCAAAUUGCAGUAUUUUAAUUUUAAGAUUGAUAAAUAUUUAAUUCAAUGUAAUUGUGAAAUCCUAUUCUUCACUGUGGACAGAAAGGGGUGUUCUCAUCAACUCUGUACUCAACCAUACCUAGAGAAAUACACUAUUGUAACAACCAUUCAACAGACCAGUAACCAGUAAUCAAAAACUUGUAAUGUUAUUCACAAAUCCCACCAUGUACGCUCCCUAUUAUGAUUUGUGCCUUUACAACAUGACAACACGAAUCUGUGGUGCCAUUUCGUCUCUUGUUAAAGGUGCAAUGUGUAACUUUUCUAGUGGAAGUUCUGCCAUCUGCUUGUCUCCUUGGAGAUAACAUUCCUUUGUCUGGUCCCAUUACGGCAUUAAGCAAAACCGUCUUCCAUUAACUCAAUAACGUGGGUUUUUCAUUGACCUAAAAGCUUGCAUUCUCAUUGUGAGUGGGCUCACCUUCCCGCUGAUCUGACUUGUAACUUGGACCUGCUGUCCCCAUAGAGAUAAAUAAGUGUGAUUCUGUACUGUGGAACAUUCCAGGAAACCUCUCUAUUGAGAGAAGCAGGUGACAGACCCUCCACCAGAAAAGUUACACAGUGCACCUUUAAAUUUAUUUUUUCUUAAGGUGCUGUAUUUUUUGUUUAGACCGCCAGUCUAAAUGAAAUAUUGACUGUCUGUUUUGUCACUGUAAUUGAAUUGUUCUGUCCUGCAUGUUUUUCACCAGCAUUCCUUCAAUAGUGUCUGCCAAUAUGACUGUGAAUGUGGUUUUACUGUGACAGUACAUUUUUAUUUGCCCUUAAAUACAGAAUCACAAACAAAAACUA